This is a messenger RNA of Stegastes partitus (bicolor damselfish), 4024 nucleotides long. It is a transcript of the gene arnt, whose product is annotated as aryl hydrocarbon receptor nuclear translocator. Gene Ontology annotation, biological process: regulation of DNA-templated transcription. Gene Ontology annotation, cellular component: cytoplasm; nucleus; transcription regulator complex. Lineage: Eukaryota; Metazoa; Chordata; Actinopteri; Pomacentridae. Bases 248 to 2398 code for a protein of 716 amino acids. Gene Ontology annotation, molecular function: DNA-binding transcription factor activity; protein dimerization activity. The transcript is spliced from 20 exons. The record is from RefSeq and is a predicted model, not a curated record.
GGGGUUUAAACGGGCAGAAAACAGGAAAACAAGCGCCGCUGGAGGCAAAGCGUCUCUUGGUGUUUGUGGAUCAAGCCAUCGACUCGCUCCGGACUUUAAUCCGUCAUGGCUGCGGGUGUUUAGAACAGGAAGUCAAAGCUCGGACCGGAGGAAAUUGGAGAAGACGCUGGUUAGCGUUUAGCUAGCUGGCUAGCACGGGGGAGGGGCGGGGGUUCGAGGACUCUUUUUUUCUGGAAGUUAUUUGUUUAUGUUUUUCCAGUCGGACAUGUCGGCUUCAAAUUCAGACAUGCCAGACCCGGGUCUGGGUCUGGGGGCCAGUGGGACGCAGGCGGCCGGAGGGGCUGUGGUACCGAAGGGCAGCAACAAAAGACGAGCUCCGCCGGACUUCGACGAUGAUGAAGGAAGCAAGUUGUUCAGGUGUGACGACGACACAACCGGCUCCAACAAUGACAAGGAGCGUUUCGCCAGGGAGAACCACAGCGAGAUCGAGAGGCGGCGGCGGAACAAGAUGACCGCCUACAUCACGGAGCUGUCCGACAUGGUGCCCACCUGCAGCGCGCUGGCACGGAAACCCGACAAGCUGACCAUCCUGCGAAUGGCGGUGUCUCACAUGAAGUCUCUGAGAGGAAGCGGCGUCACCAAUGCAGAUGGAUCGUACAAACCCUCGUUUCUCACUGAUAAGGAGCUGAAGCACCUGAUCCUGGAGGCAGCCGACGGCUUCCUGUUCGUGGUGUCGUGUGAGACCGGUCGCAUCGUCUACGUGUCGGACUCGCUGACACCCGUCCUGAACCAGUCCCAGUCCGAGUGGCUGGGCUCUUCCCUGUACGACCAGCUCCACCCGGACGACACGGAGAAGCUCACAGAGCAGCUCUCCACCGCAGAGAACAACAACACGGGGAGGGUUUUGGACUUAAAGACGGGAACGGUGAAGAAGGAGAGCCAGCAGUCGUCGGCCAGGAUGACCAUGGGAGCCCGGCGAUCGUUCAUCUGCAGAAUGAGGUGUGGAACGUGUCCAGUGGAGCCCAUAUCCAUGAACAGACUGAACUUUCUAAGGAAUAGGAACAGGAAUGGUUUGGGCACAGCCAAGGAGGGGGAGCCGCAGUACGUGGUGGUCCACUGCACCGGGUACAUCAAGUCCUGGCCCCCUGCAGGAGUUUCACUAACGGACGACGAAGCCGACAACACUCAGGGGAGUCGCUACUGCCUCGUGGCCAUCGGGAGGUUACAGGUUACCUGUUGCCCAGGUGACACGGACCUGAACAGCAUCAGCGUCCCAGUGGAGUUCAUCUCCCGCCACAACUGCCAGGGCAUGUUCACCUUCGUAGACCACCGCUGCAUGGCCGCCGUCAGCUACCAGCCACAGGAAUUAUUGGGGAAGAAUAUUCUGGAGUUUGCCCACCCAGAGGACCAGGGUUUACUGAGAGACAGCUUCCAGCAGGUGGUGAAGCUGAAGGGCCAGGUCCUGUCGGUGAUGUUCCGGUUCCGCUCCAAGUCGAGGGAGUGGAUCUGGAUGAGAACCAGCUCCUUCACCUUCCAGAACCCGUUCUCGGAAGAGAUCGAGUACAUCAUCUGCACCAACGUCAAUGUGAAUAGAAACUCCACCCAGGACCCCCUCACCCCCAUCUCCUCCCCGGGGGCUCCGAUGCCCCCGGCCCGGGGUCAGAGCAGCCCGGGGCAGAUUCCCGCCAGACUUUCUCCUCUCCGUGGUUGUGUUGCCAUGUUGCAGCAGCAGCAGCAGCAGGCCGACCUGGAGGGGGGCGGAGCCAGAGACGGCAUGUACGAGGCCGGACCCAUCGCCCUGUCUCAGAUGCCGGUGCAGCCCGUAACAGCCGCCGGACCGGACCACAGCAAGAGCAUCGACAAGCCAGAACUGUAUCCGUCCCUGUUCCAAGGCCCAGAUCAGACCAAGGGCAUCCCCUCCACCUCGACUCCAUCCACUCAGAUCUACGCCUCGGCCAACAACUUCCCCGCCGGCCGCUCCAGCGAUGCGUACAGGCAGCAGGUGGCUCCUCAGGCAGCCAAGACCAUGUCUCCACCGUUCACUCCAAUGGGAGGAUACAGCGCCGGCUCCACCAACACCUUUGGCCAGAUGCCUACAGGUGCUGCUCCUGCCCAGACCAACGGGGCCAACUACCCCCAGAUCAACUCUCGUGUCAGCAACAACAUCAACGGUUACGAUGGAUCCCAGUCCGGAGCUCAGUUCCCUCCUCGAGCAGCGGAGGCCGUGUGGCCCCAGUGGCAGGGCCAGCAGCACUCACAGAGCAACGCCGAGCAGCACCCUCACGCUCAGGGCAACCAGCAGGACAUGUUUCCUGACGUGCUGUCGAUGCUGGACCAGCCCGCCAACUUCAACAGCGAUGACUUCGAGAUCCCCCUGUACCCGCCAUUCAACGAGUGACCCGCUCGCCGGAUCUGUCCGCUGACGUCGCUCCUCGCCGUUUCCUGAUGUUUAGCUCUUCUCCUGCUCCUCUGUUCUUCCUGCUCCUGACAGUAGCACUCUCCUUUGCUUUGCAUGGCUCAGAUUGCACAGCUGCAAGCCAGUCCCAGACGGAGGGACGUACCUGGCUGCAGGUACACCGAUCGCAGAGGAAAAUCAAGUAUUUGCUACUGACUAAAAGAUUUAUUAUUUUAACAAUAUUCCAGCCAUUGUAAGACAAAUCUCUAGCUAGCACUGCCCAAAGCUCCACAACCCACGUUGUAGAUAUGUCCUAUACAGUAUAUACAUAUAUAUAGAAAUAUAUAAAAGACGCACAAUCACACAGCCACACUUGAAUAGACUGCACAGUGACACUCUGUACACACACGUGAACACACACACACACACACACACGAAGGCCUUUAUUCAGUUCUUCUCAGGCAUUGGUGCAGAGUGUGUGUUGCAGUUGUACCCUUUAGCAUGCAGACAAAUCACUCCAGAUGUUGAUUUAAACUCUUGGGAAAUUUGCAGGGAUUUACAGCUUUGGUGAUUUUAAGUCUCAGCUGUCGAGCGUCACUCUGAGCCCACAGCAUGCCUCUGCAUGAGCGCGCUGCUUCCUGGAGCGCUUCCACGUCGUGCCGGUUUCUGUCUACGACGUAGAUCAGCGGCCUCACCUGUAAACUUUUAUUUGAAGUCGUCUUCUUCUGUGAACGAUGCAUUCAUCUCCACACGACGUUGUCAAGGUGCAGAUACAAACAGUCUCUUUUCUUUGCCUACUUAUAUGCGGUAUGCAUGCGUGUGUGCUUAAUGCAUACGGUGUCAUCAGUAACUACAACUCUUGGGUUGUUCUUCCUCGUAACCCUGUAACUGCAGACUUUUUGUACUCGUUUUGUACCAGGAGUCACUCACAGCAAUACCUACCAGGCAGGAAUCAUGUACUUCUGAAGCCAUUCUUUAUAAAUGUACUCCUUGAUUAAUGUUAUUUUAAACUGGUGAACCAUGGUAGUAACGUUUGAUUGAAAGUAUUUUAUUGUUUGAUAAUCUCUCGACCUCUUCGUCGCCCUCUCCUGAUUGGUGUUUUCUUAACGGUUUGAUCAGGGUAUUCAGGAUUAAAAUGGAAUCAGCAGAGCGAGAAGCGAUGCGAUCUGCAGUGAGAAUGUCCAAAAGUCGUUUUGUUUUCAGUGUUCGUCCUCUUGUUUGUGACGGUUUGGACUAGGACCGAGUCUUUGCCAAGAAAGUCUGUCGUGGGUGAGUUUUCAUGAUAGAACAGCGUCAUGGGAUUAAGGGUAGUGCUUCUACAGUUUUAUUUUUAAUGUGUGAAAUUUAAAGUUGAGCCCUGUUGUUCCAGCUUUCACUGUCUGUGUAACAGUCACAUGUUUGUGAUGGCAGAUGAUGUAAUUGUUUGUAAACCCAUGUAGAUAAUUGUCCAGUUUUCCACAGGAUGCUUGUCUCGGUGUUGUCUUUGUUGUUGCUGAAAACCUCUCUGGUUGCUCUGUAUCCAGGUUUUUUUCACUCAUAGAAACACAAAUAUAUAAAUAUACUGUAUAUGAAAUUUUAAUCGAGAGAAAGAUGUUUGGUUUUUGUAUUAAAUUGUUAUAUUGUCAGAAA